GCAACAGAGUACAAUUCUUCUUGUACUUGUGUCAUUCCAGUUCAAUUUCAUUCUCUUUGAAUUGCUGGAUUGUUGUUAUAAAUUCUCUAGUUAUUCUUCACUAAUCUAAGAAAAUGGGCAAGGAAAAGACUCACAUCAAUAUUGUCGUGAUCGGUCACGUAGAUUCUGGGAAGUCGACCACCACAGGUCACUUGAUUUACAAAUGUGGAGGUAUUGAUAAGCGAACCAUUGAGAAGUUUGAGAAAGAAGCUCAGGAAAUGGGUAAGGGCUCUUUCAAGUACGCAUGGGUGUUGGACAAACUGAAAGCUGAGCGUGAACGUGGUAUUACUAUUGACAUUGCACUUUGGAAAUUUGAAACAUCAAAAUUCUAUGUCACCAUCAUUGAUGCCCCUGGGCAUCGAGAUUUCAUCAAGAACAUGAUUACUGGUACUUCACAGGCAGACUGUGCCGUGUUGAUUGUUGCUGGUGGGGUAGGUGAGUUUGAAGCUGGUAUAUCCAAAAAUGGGCAAACACGAGAACAUGCAUUGCUGGCUUAUACUUUGGGGGUGAAGCAGCUAAUUGUUGGUGUCAACAAGAUGGAUUCUACUGAGCCACCUUUCAGUGAGGCUCGUUAUGAGGAAAUAAAGAAGGAAGUAAGCAGUUAUAUUAAGAAAAUCGGUUACAACCCUGCUGCUGUUCCGUUUGUCCCGAUCUCCGGUUUUCACGGAGACAACAUGAUUGAGGCUUCCACAAACCUUCCUUGGUAUAAAGGGUGGGCAGUCGAACGUAAAGAAGGCAAAGCUGACGGCAAAACUCUGCUUGAGGCUUUGGACGCCAUUCUACCGCCUUCUCGCCCUACAGAUAAGGCGCUCCGUCUCCCUCUUCAAGACGUUUACAAAAUCGGUGGUAUUGGUACAGUGCCUGUUGGGCGGGUUGAAACCGGUAUUAUUAAACCUGGUAUGGUCGUGACUUUCGCUCCAUGCCAGUUGACGACUGAAGUCAAAUCUGUCGAAAUGCACCAUGAAGCACUCGAGGAAGCUUUACCUGGUGAUAACGUUGGUUUUAACGUCAAGAACGUCUCCGUCAAAGAGUUACGCCGUGGUUUUGUCGCUGGCGACUCGAAGAACAACCCUCCCAAGGGCGCUGCAGAUUUCUUCGCUCAGGUCAUUGUAUUGAAUCAUCCCGGGCAGAUCGGCAAUGGAUACACUCCUGUGUUAGAUUGCCACACUGCCCACAUCGCUUGUAAAUUUGCUGAAAUUAAGGAAAAGUGUGAUCGACGUACUGGCAAGACCACUGAAGCAAAUCCGAAAUUUAUUAAAUCAGGCGAUGCCGCAAUGAUUACUUUGGUUCCAAGCAAACCCCUUUGUGUUGAGUCUUUCUCUGAUUUUCCUCCACUGGGACGAUUCGCCGUUCGUGAUAUGCGGCAAACUGUGGCUGUCGGUGUCAUCAAAUCCGUCAAUUUCAAGGAUUUGGGAGCUGGUGGUAAGGUAACGAAAGCUGCUGAAAAGGCAGGUAAAAAGAAAUGAAGAUCAGGGUUGAUCAUUCUAACGACAUGAUGUUAUUUGCUGAAUCCGAAAAAUAGCAUUUCAUUUAAUUUUCAUCUUCAAGCUGUUUAAUCUAUUGCAGAAAAAGUGAGAAAAGCGAGCUUGUUUCGAUUUUACCAAAUUGUCUCCAACUUUUUAUGUAGCGAUUAACUUUCUGUCGAUUAGAGAAGCUUAUAUUGAAAUGAAUGAAUAAAUGAUGUGUACAAGAUA
Molecule: messenger RNA, 1733 nt
Organism: Daphnia magna
Lineage: Eukaryota; Metazoa; Arthropoda; Branchiopoda; Diplostraca; Daphniidae
Product: elongation factor 1-alpha
Exons: 7
Coding region: 114-1505 (463 amino acids)
Biological process (GO): translational elongation; translation
Molecular function (GO): translation elongation factor activity; GTP binding; GTPase activity
Source: RefSeq, a predicted model, not a curated record